Molecule: messenger RNA, 3945 nt
Organism: Bursaphelenchus okinawaensis
Lineage: Eukaryota; Metazoa; Nematoda; Chromadorea; Rhabditida; Aphelenchoididae
Source: the annotation of a GenBank genome assembly
AUGUUACCUAUUUUCAUUUUUUGUUGUUUCUUAUCUUUAACUGUUACUGCUAACUUGAAAUGUCAUUGUGAUACCAAUACGACUGUCGGUGCUUACUGUGAGGCAAAGGUGGGUUAAAAAUGUAAAAAAAUGUGAAAGACUGUGAAAAUAUGAACAUAAUAUCAUAUUAUUAUAUAUUAUAUACUUUAACAUUCAAAAUAGAGUAAAAACCAAAAAAAAAUUCUUAAGAUCUCAAAAGUUCUCGGACAAGACGUAAUGUUAAUCUCAAAAAUAUUGUCAAAAUUUACAUAAACAUACCAUACUUUACCUUAUCCUACGAAAAAGUUCGUAUUUUACAAUAAAUAUUUCCAGCACGACGCCAAAGGCGAAUUGCUUGUCUUUGACGAAUGUAAAUGUAAAAAUGGCUUUGAAAACAUUCAAAACAAAGUGGAAGAGCAAACAGUGACAGUGUAUUGCACCAAUGCAAAUACAUCUUCAGUCCGGUGUUUCUGCGACAAUAAAUCGGCAUUAAGUGUUGGCAAUCAUUGUCUGGCUAAUGUAAGCGCAAUAUUUUUCAAAUUAAAAGUGUUUCAGUUUAAAAUGAACUUUUCAAAAUUUUGAAAAAUUAAAAAAAAGUUUUUUUUCCCGCCUCCAAAAACCAGCUUAAAAUACCCGCCCAACACCAUAUUAAAUAGUAUAAAAAAGAUUGAGCUACUAAUAUAAGACAAAUUUUUAUAUGUUUAAAAGUCAGUCUAAGCCAGAAUUUAUAUUUUAAAACAUGUACUUACAGCUCAACCCCUCAGGCAUAAUAACAUACGAAUCAGGAUGUAAAUGCUCUCAUCCAUUAGCUACUCCAAGCAUUAUACCAGAAUUCUUUUACAGUAAAAUUAUGGUGGUUCAUUGUACGUGGAAUCGAAAAGAAGAUAUACAUUCAUCAGCGAACAAUAUGUUAGUUACUUCAGUUGCUUAUAUGACCAUUUUGCUAUUCUUAUUGUAGUAGGUCGUACUAUGUAGUUCACUGAGUAUUGGCAGCUUAUACCUUGUAAAUUUUUAAAAUUUAGUGUUGAUAAUCUUUUUUUUAUUGUUUGAUAUUGCUGUACUACUGUAGUAAAUAGUUUAUACCUUCAGACGGCGCUUUGAAUACGAUAAACAAAAGAUACGAAAUGUAAGAGCAGCUGAAGAUGAAAGUACCAGUACAGCUUCCAGUACUACUACUGAUUCUACUACUAGUCAUACAACAGGUAGUACAAGUUCAACGACAUCAAAUACUACCACAGUAUCUACAACACAUUCCAGUUCUACUACGAGUCAUACCACAGUCACAAAUACUACAACAAAACACACUACAGUAAGUAGUACUGUAACUGCUAGUUCAACCACACCAGCUAAUAGUACUGCUAGUACUACUGCUUUUGAAAGUACAACAUACGAAAGUACUACAACACCACAUAACACUACAGUAUCUACCACAACAGUUAAUACAACAUUGUCUACUGUAACAUCAACUCAUACAUCAACCCACACUUCUACAUUAAAUACUACUGUUUCUACAAUUACUACAACAUCCACAACAAAAUCAACAUCCAAUACUACCAAAGCUACAGCAGUAACGUCAGCAAACACAACUAAAACUACAGUAACCGCUACCGUAUCAGGUACGACAAGAAACACAACAGCAAAUGCUACUAAAGCUAGUACCGUAAUCACAACUACACCUUUAUGGUGGGCUGAGAAUGACACAACAGAUGAGAAUACAUUCGGAGUCUGUAACAUCUCAAAGUUCUCGGACAGUGACCACAAAACGGCCGAGAUCAUACUGUACAUUGGUUCGGGAUGGGUCGUGGUUUGGAUUUUCUUUACCAUACUCUACACUAUGAUUGCUGGGUAAGUGUAAUACAAAUUUGAAGUAACAGAAACUCAAAUUUUAAAUUAAAAAAAAAGAGAUUAUUAGCCUGAUCUUUAUCACGAUCUGAAUUGUACUUGUUAAUACAUAAAAAGUGGCAGAAGAUCUAUAUUGUAAUCCCUUUAAAAGUCAGUGUUAUAUUAGGUUGUUCAAAGAAUUCUGUGCCCCUAACCCCAAAAAGUUGCUUUGAGAUAGAACACAGAAUUAUUUUAAAAAACCUAAUAAAUUCAGUAGAUAGUAUUGAUACAACCUAAUAAAUGUAAUAAAAUUACUUUACAGAGUAACAGGUCAUCAUCGCUUCCUAGAUUUGUUUCAAGAACUUGUACUCAUCAUUAUAUUUGCUUUUAUGGGUGUUUUUACAAUGAAACCUGAUUGGGUACGUUGAUAUGAUUAUAGUGAAUAGAAAUAUUACAUUUGGUGAAACGACUAUAGUAACCUUAUAUACGAUGACAUGGUUAUACUGACCAUAGAUAUCAUAUUAUUUUUUUUAAGUAUGAUAUGUUACUAUGUUUUUUUAUAUUGAUAUUUAUGUUUAUAUUUUACAGAGUACGUGCACAGCAAACAAAGUAGUGUUACAGUUCUGUAUGAUGUGUAUUCUACUAUUGGCUAUGAUGCAGGCUUCAUUUUUGUCUAGGUAAGGGAACUUGAGUAUAGUUAUCGCAAGCGAACGUUCAAAGGACCCCCCCCUCAGCCCAAGAACUCAAAAAAAAAAUAACCCACCUUGUCAAAUUUUGAAAAACCUUUUUUUUCACCCCUCCCAGACCAACGGAGACAAUAUUCAAAUUUUUUGAUUUUUUAAUCUCUAUUUUUAAAUGUCUUUUCAAGAUAAUCUUCUUGACUGUUUACUUUAGCUUAAUCAAAGGGCGCAGCUCAAAAAACAGUCGAUUACCCGUUAUGGUUAAUUAUAUUUGGCCUCCGUUUUUCGCCGCCGUGGUCGCGGUUGUGGUGUAUUUCGCCUUCAAAAAGUAUUAUGACAACAAUGGAGUGCAGUAAGUGUUUUUACAGUGUAAUACAAAUACAUAUUUUCAAAAUUUGUAUGAUAAAAAUCCUGCCAAAGAUUUACCUAUUAAGUUUUUCACAUAAUUCUGUGCCCUCUCUCAAACAAAAUUUUCGAAGCUAGGGGCUCAUAAUUAUUUGAACAACCUAAUAUAAUAUCUUAACGUUUUCUUAAGUUAAACUGCAUCUACUGUAAUAUAACCCACACUUUCAGCUGCUUCUGUGAAAUCUAUGAAAAGCUUUACUGGGCCUACGCCUUCCCUGCGGCAAUCUUAUUCUUCCUCUCCCUGAUGAACAACCAGAUGGCAGUAACCGCAUGUCGUAUGACAAGACAGAACGUCGAUCGUGUCCAAUUAUACUGGGCACGAAGGUCUUGUCGUGGUAUGCCAAUCCUCAUCACCUGGUUCCUGUUCUGCUUCUUCUGCCUCUUAUUUGCAGUAGAUAUGCAGAGGGUAUGGUUAUUUGGUGUUUACCUCGGGCUGUGCAUCAUCUUUGGUCCCAUGAUCUUUGUUCUGCAUACCUAUUGUUAUGAGAAGAGCUGUAGACGGCUUUUUGAAACUACUGGAUUCACGUUUUAUAAACCUUGUCCUACGAAGAAAGGAGAUCCAAACCAUGUUGAACAAGUCAUCGAAAAGGUGGAUUUGAGGAAGAAAAAUGCUGUAAGUUUGUCAGAAAAGUAAAAAAGUAGUACUAUAUUACCCAGAUUAGGAAAACUAGAAAAUACAGCACAUGAUAUUAACAUUAAAAUCACGUAUAGACUAAACUUCGAUUAUCUAAACUGAACAACGAUAUUAUUUUAGCUAACCGACCCUCUGCCACCAAAGAAAAAGGAAGAAGAACCACCUCCAGUACCAGUUGAAGCAGCAGGAGUCCUAAUACCACCUUCAGAACUCGCUCCUCUUCCUUUAGGUGCACCAACAGUACCACAAGUACCAGUGUCGAAUGUCGCUGGACCUUCGGACUUGGCCACCAAUCCUACCUCAUCACAAGAGUUCUACAACUGGCUAACAGACAAGAACAACGUUCCAGGGCAAGCUGAGAAUGUGCUCUUCAAAAAGAAUGUAUAG